GCGUUGAAGCGCUUUCAUUCGCUGGGGUGAUCGUAAUGAAAAAUGAAUGAAGCGCAGCGAAGAGUGCUUUUGUGAAGUGCGGCGGCAUUGAAUUUAAAGCGUAUACAUAUUUGCACUAAACAUUGAGUUAAUGGAUUUUUCUGCAUCGUCACUUCUGUCGCCGCUGCCGCCGCCACCGAGAAUAUAACUGAAAAUUUCCUGUCUGCACGAACACGAUACAUUUACAAGCAAACUUUUUCGAGACCGAGUGCACGAUGUAAUUUAUAACAUUUGUAAAACGUUCCAGUCCCACAAGUUCAUAAAAAAAUUGCGAAAUAUGUUUGUUAGCAGAUUGUGGAAGUUAUGCUGAGAGUAAUUUAAUGAAAUGGCAAGGAUGACGGAGUUUUAAUGGCGUACUACAUUUCGGAAUGCAGCAUUUAAACUAAUUCGAAUACUAAGAAGAUGUGGCAGAUUAUAUCGUGUUAUUUUUUUAAACUGUCGUUUUUGUCAAAAAUUAUUAUAGUGGGCGGCUUGAUUUCGAUGGCGUCAACGCCGACCAGCGGCCUGAAAUGGGUGCGUGUGAAUUUGCCGCAGUACCGGAGGCCUGGCGAAUUGGCUCAGCUACAAUGCGAUUACGAUCUUGGUAACGACACGCUCUACGCCGUCAAGUGGUACAAAGAAAAUGAGGAAUUUUACAGAUUUGUCCUCAAGGAGCGCCCGCAGGCCAACAGUUAUAAAGUCGAGGGAGUACAUGUUGAUAUUAGUUUAUCCGACAGCAAGAAAGUGGUCUUGAGAUCUGUCGGCCUUCAAACAGGUGGAUUAUAUCGCUGCGAAGUUUCGGCGGAGGCGCCGUUCUUCGCUUCGGCACAGAGCGAAGCCCGCUUGGCUGUCGUGUCGUUUCCGCGCAACGACCCGAAGAUAACGGGCGUCGAGUCGCAAUAUCAGAUCGGCGACGAGAUCAACCUGAAUUGCACUUCCGGAAAAAGUUAUCCGGCGUCGCUGCUGCAUUGGUACAUAAACGAUCAACCGAUAUCAAACUCGAACACGUUGAUCAAGUAUCCGGCUAUAGAGCACCGCCACGGGUUGGUGACGACCGUUUUGGGAAUGCGCUUCAAUCUCAGCAGUCGGCACUUUCUGGAUGGCCCCAUGCGAAUCAAGUGCAUCGCGUCGGUGUCGCCUUUACUUUGGCGGGAUGAUCGUAGCUCGGUGGUGCAGAAUCUACCCGUGCAUGGAAUGCGAGAGGCCCUGCUGCUGGUGAGGAGCAACGGAAACCACGUUAAUUGCAACUUAUUGAUUAUUCUGAUAGUGCUUCCUUCAAUUACAUAUUUGCAAUAACUGAAAAUCAAAAACCGCACAGCAUUACCUACCAUUUCUGUGUCGUACACAUUCUUUAAAUAUUUAUGGUAAAAUAUGCAAAUAAAAUAUGCAUCAAAGAAUAACUGAAGAAGAGACUGUCAAAUAAAGUAAGAGUGAUAACCAGAAAAUGUAUAGUAUACCUACAAAUAGCAGUAAAUUAAGUACUAUUAAUAAAAUUCGUUGUCUUUGCUUACAACUAUGUAAUAAACUGCUUUUCAAGGAAGUAUGGAAAUGUAAAUAGAACGUACUGUAAAUACAGACCAGUUUACUAUAAUCAAA
Molecule: messenger RNA, 1614 nt
Organism: Dalotia coriaria
Lineage: Eukaryota; Metazoa; Arthropoda; Insecta; Coleoptera; Staphylinidae
Exons: 8
Coding region: 442-1314 (290 amino acids)
Source: RefSeq, a predicted model, not a curated record